Molecule: messenger RNA, 2316 nt
Organism: Scomber japonicus (chub mackerel)
Lineage: Eukaryota; Metazoa; Chordata; Actinopteri; Scombriformes; Scombridae
Product: FERM domain-containing protein 7
Exons: 12
Coding region: 1-2316 (771 amino acids)
Cellular component (GO): cytoskeleton
Molecular function (GO): guanyl-nucleotide exchange factor activity; cytoskeletal protein binding
Source: RefSeq, a predicted model, not a curated record
AUGGGGGACCAUCACCGGCGGACCCGGAGACUCGGGAGCCUCACGAUCAAGUCCCGGGUCUCCAAGGAGACGAAGCUCCGGUUGCGCGUGAUCUUCCUGGAUGACAGCGAGCGCACGUUCGAGGUGGAGCAAAAGGUUUUAGGUUGUGACUUCUUCAACAAAGUGUGUGGACAUCUGAAACUGUUGGAGAAAGAGUACUUCGGACUUGAGUUCAGACACCACAGCGGCAACUAUGUGUGGCUGGAGUUACUGAAGCCUCUGGCAAAACAGAUUAAAUACACCAACGAUCUGUUCUUCCGGUUUAUAGUCAAGUUCUUCCCUCCGGACCCGGGUCAACUGAAGAGGGGCCUCACCAGGUAUCUUUUUGCCUUACAGAUAAAGCAGGACUUGUCUAAUGGGAGUCUGACCUGUAAUGACAACAGCGCCGCCCUGCUGGUGUCUCACAUACUGCAGUCAGAACUAGGGGACUAUGACGAGGAGCUGGAUUGCCACCAUCUGGAGAUGAAGCAGUACGUCCCCAACCAGGAAUAUAUUGACCAUAAAAUCAUCAAAUUCCACAAGAAACACAGAGGUGUCCCUCCGGGAGACUCGGAUAUCCACCUGCUGGAGGUUGCGAGGAAGCUGGACAUGUACGGUAUCAGGCCUCACCCAGCCCACGAUGGGGAAGGGAUGAGGAUCAAUCUGGCUGUCACACACUCUGGAGUACUGGUCUUUCAGGGAAACACCAAGAUCAACACAUUCAGCUGGGCUAAGAUACGCAAGUUGAGCUUCAAACGGAAACACUUCCUCAUCAAGCUACAUGACAAAGUUGGGCCAUUGUGUAAAGACACGCUGGAGUUCUGCAUGGCCAGUCGAGAUGUGUGUAAGUCGUUCUGGAAAACGUGUGUAGAGUACCACGCCUUCUUCAGACUCGCUGAGGAACCGAAGACGAUGCACAAAACACUGCUGUCCUGCAAAGGAUCCAGCUUCAGAUACAGUGGACGGACACAGAAGCAGCUACUGGAGUGUAUGGGAUCCCGGGAGAAGAAGCCUUCGCACUUUGAGAGGACUUACUGUCAGUCAGACUACGAUCCCAGACAGUGUCGUUCUUCCCCCGAUCUUCUCACUGACGUUUCCAAACAACUGUUUGAGCAUUCCCACCCGUUCCCUCGGUCGAGUCGUGCCUUGGUGGUCCGCAGUCAAGACGAGCUAGACCCACUUCACCAGGGAAUAGACGACAUCGAAAUUGCGGGAGGAGGAGCUAAACGAAGCCAUUCAUCUAUUGAGGUCACCCAAAAGUCCCGCCCAUUCAUCCAGGUCACACCCCUCUCGCCAUCUCUCCACCAAUUUACCCCCUCGCCCAAGAUGAGAUCUGCCUCUACGUCUGUGAUGGAGGACAUGAGGGGGGGACGAAUUGGGGCGCAGCGCCAAGCCCAACGCCUAGCUGGUGUCUACGGCAACCGUUCACGGCGCCGGCCAAACCCCCAGCCUCACCCCGAUGCAGCACAGCAAUUGGUUCUUCUCUAUCCAAACAGCCCCGCUUACCAGUACCACCCAAUCCUCCCAACAUUCCCAUUUGCCGGUUCUUCGCCACUCAACAGACACCCCUACUUGUCAGACUACGUCGCCGUUUCUUCACUGGAGCGUUUCCCGCAGUCAAGAAGACGAGAUUACGUGACGAUGGAUGGCAUAUCGAGGCCGUCUUUCUACUCGCUAAGCCAAGAUUCGCCAUCUGUUUCGCCAAUCAGGAGGAACCUUCGCCCCUCAGGUGCAGGUGGAAUGGGAUUGGCAAGGGUUUAUCAGUCGGGAGGCAAUGGAGCGAGGUUCUUGGGCGUUGGACAUACCGAGGCGGGACAUUACAGCGACGACUCCAGCUUUCUUCCGGGGCUGCCUCGCCGUGUGGCCAGCCAACCAGAUGUUAAGUUUCACCUCUCAAGGAGUUCGAAUCCCGCCUUCAACCCCGCCUCUGAGUUUCGUCCCCUUGGUUACUACCCCCACCUAACACGCCCCUCCAGACCCAACUACCUCCCGCUUAACUCCUCCCCUCUGCCCGAUCGCCCUACUUCUUUAUGCAUGAUCGGGGGCACCUCGGGUAACUACAGCGACUCGGACCCCGAAGUUUUCUACCCGUAUUACUGCCCCCCACCCCCGCUAGGGAAAACGGGUCGGCCCUCCGGACUAGCCAGGAUGAGGUUUUCCUCAGGGAGCCUCCAGCUGGAUGAGGAGGAAGAGGAGGAGGAUGAGGAAGGAGCGAAGGGCAAAACAACAAAAGAUGAGGAAGAGGAAGAAAAAAAGCAGACGAAAGGUGCUUCGAAGAUUACUGAAGUCACGCUGUAG